Molecule: messenger RNA, 3396 nt
Organism: Megalobrama amblycephala (Wuchang bream)
Lineage: Eukaryota; Metazoa; Chordata; Actinopteri; Cypriniformes; Xenocyprididae
Product: NACHT, LRR and PYD domains-containing protein 12-like
Exons: 7
Coding region: 221-3355 (1044 amino acids)
Molecular function (GO): protein binding
Source: RefSeq, a predicted model, not a curated record
GCUUUCAUUUCGGUUUAACUGCUUCAGGUAGGUUUGAGAAAAAAGGGUUUUCAUCAACUAGGAAAAAGGCUGAAAAAGAACCAUAACAUUUGCCAGUGAGACUGUUUUAUAGCCACAAUACUUGCCUAUUUCUGUAAAGGGAAAAAAGAACAGCACUACUGAUCUCUAUGAGAAGCUGGAAUAAGGAGGCACUGGCUCUAAAACGAGUCUGAAUAAGAAGAUGGAGGUGAGGGGCACUGCAUCCUCUCCAGAACCCAGCUGUGUGUCUAUCAAGAGUAACAGAUCCAUGCACUUCCCCCCUCAACUCAGUGAUGGAGCAGUGACCUCUGACCCUGGCAGUGAUGAACUGAUUCAGGUUCAGUCCAGAUGUUGCAUUUGUGAGCAGGUUCUGAGAGAUCCGGUCUCUAUCACAUGUGGACACAGUUUCUGCAGACACUGCAUCAGUGACUACUGGGAUCAGUCCAGACCAUCAGAAGACUUUGACUGUCCUCAGUGCAGAAAGAGAUCCAGAACACGUCCUGCUCUACAGACACACAGAGUCAAAAGAGGAUCCAGUUCUGCUGAUUCUCCUCACUGUUAUACACAAGCAACCCUGCAGAGGGAGACUAAAGAUCUGCAGAAGCCAGUAGAUGACGAAGUACAGAGAGUCAAAGACCAAUUCAAAACCAGAAUGAAGAAAAAGUAUGAGAUAUUAUUUGAGGGAAACAAACUCCAAGAGAAUGAAACCCUCCUGAACAGGAUUUACACACAGCUCUACAUUAUAGAGGGAGAGAGUGAAGGAGUGAAUGAAGAACAUGAGGUUUUACAGAUGGAGAAAACAGCCAGAACACAACACUCAAAAGACACUACAAUCAACUGCAAUGACAUCUUUAAAGCAUCACCUGAACCAGGAUGUGAGGAGAAAGACCAAAUCAAGACUGUUAUUACUAAAGGCAUCGCUGGAAUCGGAAAAACCGUCUCUGUGCAGAAGUUCAUUCUGGACUGGGCCGAGGGAAAAGCCAAUCAGGAUGUAGAUUUCAUGUUUGUGCUUCCAUUUCGAGAGAUGAAUUUGAUCCGAGAUCAUCACUACAGUCUUCACAGACUUCUGCUGGACUUUCAUCCUGAACUUCAAGAUCUGGACUCAAAGAUUUAUGAGGAGUGUAAAGUUGUGUUCAUCUUGGAUGGUCUGGAUGAAAGCAGAAUCAAACUGAUGUUUUCAGAUCCUCAGAAAAUUUCUGAUGUGACUGAGACUUCAUCAGUGGGUGUGUUGAUGUCAAGCCUCAUGAAAGGAGAGCUGCUUCCCUCUGCUCUCAUCUGGAUCACCUCCAGACCAGCAGCAGCCAAUCAGAUUCCCUCCAAAUACAUCAACCGUCUGACAGAAAUUCAAGGAUUCAGUGAGCCUCAGAAGGAGGAAUAUUUCAGGAAGAGAAUCAGUGACGGUCAUCAAGCCAGCAGAAUCAUCUCACACAUCAGAAGAGCAAGAAGUCUCCACAUCAUGUGCCACAUACCCGUCUUCUGCUGGAUCUCAUCCACUGUGCUUCAGAAGCUCCUGAAAGAAGAUCUGAAUGCAGAAAUCCCUCAAACUCUGACUGAAAUGUACAUCCACUUCCUGCUGAUUCAGAUCAACAUGGGGAAUCAGAAGUAUGAAGAAAGAGAUCCAGAGAAACUCCUGCAGUCCAACAUAGAUGUGAUUGUGAAACUUGCUGAAGUGGCUUUCAAACAGCUGAUGAAGGGCAAUGUGAUGUUCUAUGAGGAGGACCUGAGAGAGAGCGGUAUAGAUGCCACUGACGCCUCAGUGUAUUCUGGGAUUUGCACUGAGAUCUUUAAGGAAGAAUCUGUGAUUAAUCAGAGGAAAGUCUACAGCUUCAUUCAUCUGAGCAUCCAGGAGUUUCUUGCUGCUAUCAAUGUGUUUUACCAUUACAUAAUCAAAAAUGUUGACACAUUGCAGUUUAUAGAUGUAGUGCAUAAUCUGCUUAGAAGUGCAGUAGAUAAAGCUAUUGAGAGUGAGAAUGGACAGCUGGAUCUGUUCCUGCGGUUCCUGCUGGGAGUCUCACUGGAGUCCAAUCAGAGACUCUUGCAUGAUCUACUCACACACACAGAGAACAGCUCAGAGAGCAUCAGGAGAACCACACAGUACAUUAAAGAGAAGAUCAAAGAUGGACAUGGACUCUCCACUGAAAGAUCCAUCAAUCUGUUCCUCUGUCUGCUGGAAGUGAAAGAUCAGACUCUGUCCAGAGAGAUUCAGGAGUUUGUGAAAUCAGACAAACACCCAGUGAAGAAGCUCUCUCCUGCUCACUGCUCAACAAUCGCCUACAUGCUUCAGAUGUCAGAGGAGGUGCUGGAUGUGCUGGACCUCAAGAAAUACAACACAUCAGAUGAGGGUAGAAGAAGACUAAUACCAGCUGUGAUCAACUGCACAAAAGCUAUUCUUUCUGGCUCCAAUCUCACUGGUCAGUCAUGUGAAAUUAUGGCAUCAGCUCUAAAAUCCUCAAACUGUGUCCUGAGAGAACUGGACCUGAGUAACAAUGACCUGCAGGAUUCAGGAGUGAAGUUUCUCUCUGAUGGACUGAAGAGUCCAACCUGUCAGCUGGAGAUACUGCGGUUGUCAGGCUGUAUGGUGACAGAGGAAGGCUGUGGUUAUAUGUCUUCAGCUCUGAGUUCAAACUCCUCACACCUGAGAGAGCUGGAUCUGAGCUACAAUCACCCAGGACAAUCAGGAGUCCAGCUUCUUAAUGACAAACUGAAGGAUCCAAACUGCUCACUGCAGAUACUCAAUUUGGAUCAUGGCGAACAUUUCUGGAUCAAACCAGGACUACGAAAAUAUGCCUGUGAUCUCACACUGGAUCCAAACACAGCAAACACUCAACUUGUCCUGUAUAAUGGGAACAGAAAGACAAAAUAUGUGGAAGCUCAUCAGCCAUAUCCUGAUCAUCCAGAGAGAUUUGUUGAUAUUCCACAGGUUCUGAGUCGAGAAAAUCUGACUGGACGCUGUUACUGGGAGGUUGAAUGGAGAUCUUGGGCUCGUAUAGCAGUGGCCUGUAAAGGAAUCAGCAGGAAAGAGACUGUCUCUAAGUUUGGAUACAAUGACAAAUCCUGGUGUCUUUUCUGCACUGGUAAUGGAUUUGUUGUCUGGCACAAUAAUGAGAGCACUAGCAUACCAACCCAUGUACCAAAAUCUAAUAGAGUAGGAGUGUAUGUGGACGUGUCGGCUGGCACUCUGUCCUUCUUCAGCGUCUCUGACACACACACACUCACACACUUACACACAUUCAACACCACAUUCACUGAACCCCUCUAUGCUGGAUUUAAGGUUUUUGAGUCUAAACUGUCUCUUUGCCAGAUUACACAACAGACACACUUAAAUGUAGACCACUAGUGUCUCUCUCAGAGCUAAGAGGAAUUUAAAAGUUAGAAAUA